This is a messenger RNA of Acanthochromis polyacanthus (spiny chromis), 11170 nucleotides long. RefSeq names its product ankyrin 2b, neuronal (gene ank2b). The coding region runs from base 407 to 7585 and encodes 2392 amino acids. Gene Ontology annotation, molecular function: protein binding. The transcript has 48 exons. Gene Ontology annotation, biological process: protein localization to T-tubule; regulation of cardiac muscle contraction; signal transduction. Gene Ontology annotation, cellular component: T-tubule. The record is from RefSeq and is a predicted model, not a curated record. NCBI's taxonomy places the organism in Eukaryota, Metazoa, Chordata, Actinopteri, Pomacentridae.
UCCAAAUCAGAGGCUUCCCAGGUUCCCAUAGCAUCUGCCGCUGCCUCGCUGAAGGGAGGGGAGGAGCUCUUGCCUCCCCCCUCUGCCUCCCCUGCCUCUCUCUCUCUCUAUUGGUCCUCUGGUUUACCUCUCGGUGGCGUGUACCGGGCCACCCCCUUCCCUCUUUUGCAUCGCCGCCUCAGAUGCAGCUACCCGGGCGGCAGGGAGGGAGGCUCUCAGCAGACGGUGAGGAGAGCUGGUGGGUUAGAGGACCGAGGACUCCAGCGCCGCCUCCAUCCUCUCCCCACCUCUAUCCGCUCGAGACGCUUCGUCCUUGGGCGAUUAGGGAGUCACCUGGCGAGGCAGGAGUUUGACCGUCCUCUAGCUCUCAGAGAGGACUCCUGAAAGUGAUCUUAAAAUCUUCGCUAUGGCUCACGCCGCGGCUCACAUUAAGAAGGCCAGGUCCGAGAUGGACCAGCCUCCGGACCUGAAGGCUCUGGAGAAAGCCAGAGAGAGGAGGCGGCGUUCCCGGGAACGGGCUGAACGCAAGCGCAAGUCGGACAGCAACACGAGUUUCCUGCGAGCGGCAAGGGCAGGCAACAUCGACAAGGUUUUGGAAUAUCUGAAAGGGGGCGUGGACAUCAGCACCUGCAAUCAGAAUGGUCUUAACGCGUUGCAUCUGGCGGCCAAGGAGGGCCAUGUGGAUCUGGUCCAGGAGCUGUUGGAGAGAGGUGCAGCAGUGGAUUCAGCCACAAAGAAAGGAAACACAGCGCUUCACAUAUCCUCUCUGGCCGGUCAGGCUGAAGUAGUGAAGAUCCUGGUCAAACGUGGAGCUGACAUCAACGCACAGUCUCAGAAUGGCUUCACUCCUCUGUACAUGGCCGCCCAGGAGAAUCACCUGGAUGUGGUUCGGUACCUGCUGGAGAACGGAGGCAACCAGAGCACUGCUACAGAGGAUGGCUUCACCCCUCUGGCCAUUGCCCUCCAGCAAGGCCACAACCAAGUGGUUUCUAUCUUGCUGGAGAACGAUACCAAAGGCAAGGUACGCCUGCCUGCCUUGCACAUCGCCGCCCGCAAAGACGACACCAAGUCGGCCGCCCUGCUCCUCCAGAACGACCACAACGCUGAUGUCCAGUCGAAGAUGAUGGUCAAUAGGACUACUGAGAGUGGAUUCACGCCCCUGCAUAUCGCUGCCCACUAUGGGAACGUCAAUGUGGCCACACUCCUGCUGAACAGAGGGGCGGCGGUUGACUUCACGGCAAGGAACGGGAUCACUCCACUCCACGUGGCCUCUAAGCGUGGCAACACCAACAUGGUUCGCCUGUUGCUGGACCGUGGCUCUCAGAUUGACGCUAAAACAAGGGAUGGUCUGACUCCCCUUCACUGUGCAGCUCGGAGUGGACAUGAUACAGCUGUAGAGCUGCUGCUGGAGAGAGGAGCACCUUUACUGGCCAGGACCAAGAACGGCCUGUCUCCUCUCCACAUGGCAGCACAAGGCGACCACAUCGAAUGCGUCAAACAUCUCCUGCAGCACAAGGCUCCCGUGGACGACGUCACGCUGGACUACCUGACGGCGUUACACGUGGCGGCUCACUGUGGACACUACAGAGUCACCAAGCUGCUGCUGGACAAGAGGGCCAACCCCAACGCCAGAGCGCUGAAUGGCUUCACUCCGCUGCACAUAGCCUGUAAGAAGAACCGAGUGAAGGUGAUGGAGCUGCUGGUCAAAUAUGGAGCUUCUAUCCAGGCUAUUACAGAGUCUGGUCUGACUCCCAUCCACGUCGCAGCCUUCAUGGGUCACCUGAACAUCGUCCUGCUCCUGCUGCAGAACGGAGCUUCGCCCGACGUCAGCAACAUACGUGGGGAAACGGCGUUACACAUGGCAGCCAGAGCAGGCCAGGUGGAGGUGGUCCGAUGUCUGCUGAGGAACGGAGCGAUGGUGGACGCUAGAGCACGGGAGGACCAGACUCCCCUCCACAUCGCGUCCCGUCUGGGGAAGACGGAGAUCGUCCAGCUCCUCCUGCAGCACAUGGCCCAUCCUGAUGCCGCCACCACCAACGGGUACACCCCUCUGCACAUCUCGGCCAGGGAGGGCCAGGUGGAGACUGCCUCGGUCCUGCUGGAGGCCGGAGCUUCACACUCUCUGGCCACUAAGAAAGGUUUCACUCCCCUUCAUGUGGCCUCCAAGUACGGAAGCCUGGAUGUGGCCAAACUCCUGCUGCAGCGUCGCGCUCCUCCUGAUUCUGCUGGGAAGAACGGCCUCACCCCGCUCCAUGUCGCAGCGCAUUACGAUAACCAGAAGGUGGCGCUCCUGCUUUUGGACAAAGGAGCGUCGCCCUUAACCAUGGCCAAGAACGGCUACACCCCCUUGCACAUCGCGGCGAAGAAGAACCAGAUGGAAAUCGCCACGGUGUUGCUGCAGUACGGAGCAGAGACCAACAUCUUGACCAAGCAGGGAGUCACUCCGCUCCAUCUGGCCUCUCAGGAGGGUCAUGCAGACAUGGCCGCCCUGCUCAUGAACAAAGAAGCCCAGGUCAACGUUCCCAACAAGAGUGGCCUGACUGCUCUCCAUCUGGCGGCUCAGGAGGACAAAGUAGCCGUUGCAGAGAUUCUAGCCAGGAAUGGCGCCCACCUCGACCAGCAGACCAAAUUGGGCUACACCCCGCUAAUUGUAGCAUGUCACUAUGGCAAUGCCAAGAUGGUCAAUUUCCUGCUGCAGAACGGAGCCAGUGUCAACGCCAAGACCAAGAAUGGAUACACUCCCCUUCACCAGGCAGCCCAGCAGGGAAACACACACAUCAUUAACGUUCUGCUGCAGCACGGUGCCAAACCCAACGCCAUCACUGUGAACGGUAACACUGCGCUGGGAAUUGCUCGGAGGCUGGGCUACAUCUCUGUGGUGGACACGCUGAGGGUCGUCACUGAGGAGAUCAUCACCACGACGACGACGGUGACGGAGAAACACAAACUGAACGUGCCGGAGACCAUGACGGAGGUACUGGAUGUCUCUGAUGAAGAGGGCGAUGACACGAUGACGGGCGAUGGAGGGGAGUAUCUGAGGGCCGAGGACCUCAGGGAGCUGGGAGACGACUCCCUGCCAGGACAGUAUCUGGAUGGAAUGAACUACCUCCGCUUCAGCCUGGAGGGAGGACGAACCGACAGUUCAGACAGGUCCUUCACACCCACCCACCACAGCUACUACUCCCCUAAACAUGAAGGCAUGAUGGAUGAGAUGCUCAGCGGUCACCAGGUUUUGUCGCUGGCCAGGGAGAAUGAGAGGGAUUCCUACCGGCUGAGCUGGGGCACAGAAAACCUGGACAACGUGGCUUUAUCCUCCAGCCCCAUCCACUCUGGCCAUUCCUCUCCGUGCCAUGAUCAUGGAGACCACAGCAGCUUCCUGGUCAGCUUCAUGGUGGAUGCCAGGGGCGGGGCCAUGCGCGGCUGCCGGCACAACGGCCUCCGCAUCAUCAUCCCACCCAGGAAGUGCAGCGCGCCGACACGGGUGACCUGCCGGCUGGUGAAGAGGCACCGUUUGGCCACCAUGCCCCCGAUGGUGGAGGGCGAGGGCCUGGCCAGCAGGCUCAUCGAAGUGGGGCCCUCUGGAGCCCAGUUCCUCGGUAAACUCCACCUCCCCAGUGCUCCUCCGCCUCUUAACGAGGGGGAGAGUUUGGUUAGCAGAAUCCUCCAGCUUGGCCCGCCGGGGACAAAAUUCCUCGGUCCUGUGAUCGUGGAGAUCCCCCACUUCGCCGCCCUCCGGGGGAAGGAGCGGGAGCUGGUGAUCCUGAGGAGUGAGACGGGAGAGAGCUGGAAGGAGCAUCACUGUGAACACACCCAGGAGGAACUCAACCAGAUACUCAACGGCAUGGACGAGGAACUGGACACGCCCGAGGAGCUGGAGAGGAAACGCAUUUGCCGUAUCAUCACCAGAGACUUCCCACAGUACUUUGCGGUGGUGUCACGCAUCAAGCAGGACAGUAAUCUGAUUGGUCCUGAGGGAGGCAUCCUGAGCAGCACAGUCGUGCCACAAGUACAGGCAGUGUUUCCUGAGGGGGCCCUCACCAAGAGGAUCAGGGUCGGACUACAGGCCCAGCCGGUGAAUGUAGAUGUAGUGAGGAAGAUCCUGGGCAACAAAGCCACCUUCAGCCCCAUCGUCACCCUGGAGCCCCGUAGGAGAAAGUUCCAUAAACCCAUCACCAUGACCAUUCCUGUCCCCAAGACCAACUCCGAUCCAGUCCUCAACGGUUUUGGAGGGGACACGCCCACCUUACGACUGCUCUGUAGUAUCACUGGUGGAACAACGCCAGCCCAAUGGGAGGAUAUAACAGGAACUACUCCUUUAACUUUCAUCAAUGACUGCGUCUCCUUUACUACCAACGUGUCUGCCAGGUUCUGGCUCAUAGACUGUCGGCAGGUCCAGGAAUCAGUCAACUUCUCCACUCAGGUGUACCGAGAGAUCAUCUGUGUCCCGUACAUGGCCAAGUUCGUAAUCUUUGCCAAGACCCACGACCCCAUCGAGGCCCGCCUUCGCUGCUUCUGCAUGACUGACGACAAGAUCGAUAAAACACUGGAACAGCAGGAGAACUUCACUGAGGUGGCCCGCAGCCGAGACGUAGAGGUCCUGGAAGGCAAACCUAUCUAUGCAGACUGCUUUGGAAACCUUGUCCCCCUCACCAAAAGUGGCCAGCAUCAUCUCUUUAGCUUCUUUGCCUUUAAGGAGAACAGACUAGCGCUCUUCAUCAAAAUCCGAGACAACACUCAGGAGCCGUGUGGCCGCCUGUCAUUUAUGAAAGAACCCAGGAACUAUCGGUCGCUCACCCAAAACGCCAUAUGCAACCUCAACAUCACCCUCCCAUCAUACUGCAAGGAGUCCGAUUCAGACCAAGAGCAAGAGGAAGAGACCAGCAGAACGCUCGAGAAAUAUGAAGAGACGGAGACAUCAGUCCUGAAAUCAGAGCUGAUUCGAGAACCAGACCUCCUAUCCGACGUGUCAGAGAUGAAACAAGAUUUGAUCAAAAUGACUGCCAUCUUGACUGCAGACUCCACAGACCCUUCCUUAGGAGGGUGUGGUCUAGAGAAAGGGGCUGAGGAAGUUUCUGGAGAACCAUUAGAAAUAAUGGAGAAGGACUUAGAGAAAGUCAAAGAGGACCUAGAGAAAGUCAGUGAGAUACUGAGGAGUGGAACUUAUGAGGGUGAGGCGGCAGAGAAGGCAGCAAAAGCAGCUAGGAUGGCCGAGGAGUGGGUUCUCCUCUCAGUCAGUGAGAUAGAGGAGGCCAUAAAGAUGGCAGCCUUAGAAACUCAAGAGCCUGUCUUACGUGAAAGUAGAGCUAACAGAGGGGCUCCCAGACCUAAAGCCAUAAAGGACAGCGGUGACCUUAAAGAAUACCUCCUGGAUGCACCAGUAAGCUCCAAAGCAAAAGCUAAAAAAGAGACAGGUGUCCAAGAAAAAUUCACUGAUGUUGUACUACGCAAAAGUGCAAAACCAACCACUCCAACCAAAGCGCAUGACAAAACUACCACUGGUGAUGUUAAAAAGCCAGUGAGAAGGAAGGGGAAAGACCAGGGGCAGGCAGAGGAAUCAUCAGAGGCAGGGGCUCUUCUAAGUGUGCCUACAGCCCCUGCCCCAACAUCACCUGUAUCCCCGGUGAUUGAGGAAACUCCCAUUGGGUCAAUAAAGGACAAAGUCAAAGCCUUACAACAGAAAGUGGAGGCAGAGCAAAAGAGCAAAAAGGUCACUGGGAGCAAGCCUUCACAUUUGCCUGUUAUCAGCAAACCUUCUCCAAAAGCCAAAGAAACCCCUAAAUCAAAACAGGGCCCCCCUAAAUCCCCUAAAGCUGACUCUGAAAAACUUGAGGAGACCAUGUCAGUUAAAGAGCUGAUGCAAGCAUUCCAAACGGGGCAGGACCCCUCCAAGAGAAAGUCUGGGCUAUUUGAGGUCAAAACAUCCUCCAUAUCAAGAUCAGAGAAAACCACAAAAUCUGAAACUGUCCAGUCGAAAACUAUGACCAAAGCAAAAACCUCAUGUGUCUCUCAAGAGCGAGAAGUAUCGUUGGAUUCCAAACCUCGCAAGAAAGACACCACUCAGAAAGACAAACGGAAAGAAACCAAGUCAGUUGACGCUGCCCCUUCAGCGAUAACUGAAACUGUAGACUUUGGAAAUGGUGGCCUUGAUGAUAGCUCUGACAGCUUAAAACACGAGGGUGUGGCAGACUCACUAAGUGCCAGUUCUGGAGAUGGAACCCCUCAUCUGAGCUCUGAGGACAGCUACAAACAUGAGGGACUAGCCACUCCAGGCACAAGCCCUGAAAGCCUGUGUCUUUCUCCCAAAACUGGACAGCAGACCUCUACGUCUUCGGCACCAGCUGCCACAAGAGUCAAAAAAGAAAGUAAAGACACAGAGAAGUCUGGAGACUCUGGUGUAGGGACCACUGGUGACCAACUGUCUACAGAAUUGACCCUCCCUGUCUCUUCCAGCGAGGCUGCAGAUGACCACACUACAAUAGAUCCACAGGAUGAAGCAGAGAGAAAAGAGCAACGGUUGGCCAUUGUAGCCGACCACCUGGGCUUCAGCUGGACGGAAUUAGCACGAGAACUGGACUUUAGUGAGGAAAGGAUCAACCUGAUAAGGAUUGAAAACCCUAACUCACUGCAAGACCAGAGUCACGCCCUUUUGAACCUUUGGGCAGACAGGGAGGGAGCGCAGGCCACAGAAGCAACACUUAUCAAAAGGCUGACUAAGAUCAAUCGAAUGGACAUCGUUCACCUCAUUGAAACCAAGAUAAUCAGAUCCACUCAAGACGAGACAUCAUCACAUACCUAUGCAGAAAUCGAGCGGACCAUAGCGUUGGACCACAGUGAAGGUUUCUCUGCCCUUCAUGAAGACAUUGACAGCCCCAGGCCGGGCAGGCGUACAGAAGCUGCACGUCGGAGUCCAGGCUCAGGACAAGAGGUACCCAUGGUGUCGGCAGAAGACCUGUCCUCCAGUUUGUCAUCUCUUCACGAGACGACAGGACGAUCAGAGACAGACUCCAGAGCGACAGGCCUUCUCAGAAACGCCCAGAAAGAGAAACUACAAAAGGAGAUGGAAACAGCAUACUCAUCACAAAGAAUAUAUGAGGAAGUGACAGACUCGGUACACACAGGCAGUUAUAAACAAGCAGACAACCUUCCAGACAUCCCACCCCAGACAGUCACAGAGGAGAAGUACACAGAUGAGCACGGCAACAUGGUAGUUAAAAAAAUCACACGGAAGGUGAUCCGUAAAUACGUUUCUCCGGACGGUAUGGAGACACAGGAAGUGACCAUUGAGGGCUCCCACCAGGAGACGGUGCAGAUAGAGGAGGGAGAUUCUGUCUCCAGAGUGGUGAAGAGGACUGUGCUUCACAGUGACGGAGAUCAGAAAGAGUUGACCUUCUCUGAGCCUCUGGCUCUGGGCGCCGCCACAUCUUCGGAGUUCGAGGUGGAGCCGGUCCAGGGUCGAAAAGUCAGCAAGGUUGUCAAGACGACGGUAGUGAGAGGAGAGAGGAUGGAGAAGCAGACAGGAGACCCCUCAUUGGCUGCAGAUCUCCCUUCAGCCAGAGAGGACUUUGAGAAGAAGCCAAAUGCGUAAGUCGCAGACCCAGAAGAGGACUGUGGUGAGGGAUGCCCAGGGGAAGCACGUGCACCUGGAGCGUCUGGACGACACCCCGGACGCCCUGCAGCCCGACGCCCUGCAGCAGCACCUGCACCGACUGCUCCAACGCUACUGUGAGGAUGACCAGGAGGAGGAAGAGGAGGAUGAAGAAGAGGAGGAUGAGGAGGAGAGUUUUGACUGAGCAGCUGCUUCCACUGACCCCCUCCCUACACCUCCCACUUGAAGCCUUUGGUGACGUACUCUUCCUCAGAUCAAAAUGUUCCCUUUCUUGCUGUCCUCGCCGAUCACUGGACUCUUUUUCUUUCUUCUUCUUCUUUGGUUUGUCGAAUAACGGAACAGUAUUUUUGUGCUUUAACACUUUUCCUUUGCUCUGAUUGUGACCAAAGAUGGCGCCCUUCGUUGUUUCCGAAGAUUUUUGUCGGUGUUACCCUUUUUUUUCCCUUUAACUCUUCGGCUGCUGUGGUGUGAUUAAAGUACGACGCACCAAAGGUGGAUCAGAGUCAAACGGGGGCAUCUCGGACGUUUCGCCUCACGCACGGGCCUCUUCUUGAAGAACUCUUGUAAACAUUUGUACAUAGAGGAGAUGAAAAAACAAAAUCAUGCUUGGACUUUGGGGGGGGGGAGAGAAAAACAUUCAAAGCAUUUAAUACAUUAGCCCACCUAAACCUGCUGUACAUGCACCGAUUCAGCUGGAGAAUGGUCACCGUACAGAUGAGAUUAAUGUUACACAGAGAGUAAAGCUGGGGGGAGUGAAUGUGUGAAUCAUCAUGAACUCUUUAUACAGCCAAACAUCAAGCUGCUGAUCUGUUUACAAAGGCUGUGCGAUCACAACUUUUGUCUUCCCAUGAUGCAUCUGCCCUUCUUUCGUUUAUGUGUCCGUUGUCCUUACGCGUGUCGUCGUGCAUUCACGUUUAUCCGCCACCUCCGUGUGUGUAAAUACAGUGUGUCUAUUGAGAAAGAAACUAGUGAUGAGGAAUGUCUUGAUGCAGACUGAGCACCUACCCCCUGCUGUCCUGAUGUCUGGGAUUCACCCUCCCACUAUAAAUGUGCUGCUUGUUCUCACCUCAGACUGCAGCUGAUGAUUUCCCCUCCAUAAAUGUUUUUAAAGGACAAGUCUGGCUGUAUUAGUGACUGUCCACAAGUCCUGUGAAAACACCCAAACCAACCAAGUGUGUAUCCUAAAGGUACGAGUCCACUAGAUGUGUUUUUCCCACAUGGUUGGUGGUCACUCGCAGGGCACUACAUGGUCACUUGACAGUCCGGUAGAUGCGUUGGAUCAACAUGGCAUCUUUGCUGCAAACUUUCUCUUUUAUUUUGAAAAUAGUUCAGCAAAAUUUAUUUCUAAAAGCAUUUGUGGCACGAAACAACCUCUGCAGUAGCUGAAUGUGUCCUGGUUUUGGUUCACCGAUUUCUAGUUCAGAUGUUUGACCAAAGUUUCGCGAUGCAUUGGACCUCCAACGGUGCAUUGAAUUUGCAUAAAGUAGAAGUUAAAUUUACUUUAUGCAAAUGAACUGGAUUGCAGCUCGAAAUGCACCGCAGAUUGCAUUCUGGUCCAGUUGUGGUGCGUGCGGAGGUCCAAUGCAUCGCGAAACUUUCGUCAAACAUCUAAACUAGCCAUUGAACUAAAACGAGGACAGAUCCAGCUGCUGCACAGCAUAUUUCUUGUCUCAGAUGCUUUCAGAAAUACUUUUUACUGAACUGUUGUUGAAAUAAAAGAGAAAGUUUGUGGCCGAGAUGCCAUGUUGGUCCAACGCUUCUACCAGACCACCAAGCUGAAAGCUUGGUCAUGUGACAAUGUUGUGGUCCGCUAGUGACCGCCCACCAUGCGGAUGAUUUUCAGAAGCAGCGCAUUUACAUGCAAGAAGAAUGCACCGAGCGGACAUGUACCUGAACUCUCACUCCUCUGCUCAUGCUAGUAAAUGUGGCACUAUUUCCUCCUGUUUGUAAAGUUGGACGACUCACCAGGGAACUGAAUGACGUACCCAAAAGCACAAGCUGUAGCUUUGUGGUUUACUUUGAUUACUUGCAAUUUUUCACCACUAAAGUGUAUAAAUAACUCAACUUCACAUUAUAAUUAAAUCUCGGCCUUAAACAGUGAGAGGUUCUGACAUAAUUUAAAUAAUAUGCAGAUAAAUUAUUAGGUGAAAACAACAUUAUUGGCUUAAAGUUCAUCUCCAGCUUUUGAUUCAACACCUAGUAACCAAACUUAGAUAUUUAGCUGUUUUGUCCAUGAAAAUAAUCCGUAAAUUGUCUUGGCUGUAUCUCUACACUGUUGCUUCUUUCAGACUGUAGUUCUCUCUUUGUCUCAAGCACACCAGCUCACCUGCAAUUCUGCUAAAACUAUUCUACGCUACACAAUGGUAAGUUGUAAUACGAGUAAUUCUUUUAAAGUCCCACAAUAUACUUAUUUUUUAACAAGUUAAUUUAAGUCUCACUUUAACCCUAAAAUAUCUAAAGCCAAUUUCAGCUCAAAUAACCUCUCAGAUCUUUCAUUUUAUGACAUCUUUAAUACCCUAAAGGGGUAGUGUGGGCGGUGCUUACAUUGUGACAUCACAAGGAGCCACAAACCUGAAUGGGUCAUUUUAAAAUAGAUUUUAUGAGUUUUUAGACAUAAUCAUGUUCAAAAAAUGGAUUUCGUAUCUUAUGACCCUUAAACUAAUUCAGCAUUUCCGUGCUGAUGAGUUGUGUUCUAGUUGAGAAAACUGUGUUUAAUCAGAGUACCACAAACAAACUGUCAUCCAGAAAAACUAAGUGCAGUGAAGCCCUUUACAACAGGAGCCAAAUAGUAUCUAAUUUGACCAAUUUUCAUAAAUGUUUCAUUCAAAUUUAACUAUGCAUUUGUGACCAUUUUCAGCAGGAGGCGGUAGGCUCUGAGCAAACAGCUGAGCUAACAUUUCAUUGGUUUGGGUGUUUUCAUGGAAAGUGUUGACAUGUAGAGAAAUCUAAACGGACACCAGAUUUGUCCUCUAGGUUUUCAGACACCAUGCUUCCUGUUGAGGUGCUUUUGCUUUUGCCGCCGUCGUUCAUUUUUACUUUGCUCUUAUCAAAGAAUCGACAUAAACAGUCUACCGUAAACCCGAGCAGACGCCAACUUCCACUGACUUCAGUUGUCACAUCUGUGUUUCCUUAUUUAUUUAUUGCUGUCUGUUGGUGUGUUUGAGUGUGCGUUCGAGUGUGUUCUGAAGCUAAAAGUAAAUACAAAUGAAGUGAAAUUUCUUUUUUUCUGCCAUCGUAGACGAACAGUUUUGUUGGUUUGAACGCCGGCUGAAGUGUGUGUUCAUUUCGAACUUUUAUCUGUGUAACAAUGCGAUCCUCACGUUGCCAUUUACUUUGAUCCAAUGGAAGAAUAAAAGAAAUGUCAAAAAGAGAACCAUCGAUUUGAUAAAUGAGCAUCUUGUUUCCAUGGUGAUAACAAUAUUCUACAUAUUAACAGUGCAAAUAUCUAUGCGGGCAUGUAUGACUUUAUCAAAUUAUUACUAAAAAAAUAAACCUGAAACGCUAACAAGGCAUAGCAGCUGCAGUGUAUACAUGGCAGAACAAUAAAACUGUUCAUGUGUCAAA